This is a messenger RNA of Rosa rugosa (rugosa rose), 463 nucleotides long. RefSeq lists its product as uncharacterized. The record is from RefSeq and is a predicted model, not a curated record. The transcript has 2 exons. NCBI's taxonomy places the organism in Eukaryota, Viridiplantae, Streptophyta, Magnoliopsida, Rosales, Rosaceae. The coding region runs from base 82 to 393 and encodes 103 amino acids.
UUCUCUAUCACUGGAGAACCUAUCUGGUAUUGAGAGUUUGGUUUCCCAAGCUGUUGUUCAUAGUUCAUUCGCCACUGAAAUAUGGAGACCCUUUUCAGGGUUGUGUGCUCCUCAUUCCCAGCAACUCCUCCAAUCCCUCAUCGCUCACUUUCCACUAGAAACCCAUCUCUCUCGGCCCUCAAAACAGGCCCAUCUCCUGUGAGUGAGCUUGCAGAAGAGGACGUGCUGCAGACGUUCUUCAAGGAAAGACAGUUGAAUGGAGACUUCAUAUCAAGACUUUCUGACGUGUUUUGGCAGAGGGAGUUUACGAAUUUUGUUGAUGGUGAUGGUGUUGGUGACAUUGAUGACACGACUACUCAACAACAAGCAGAAGAGCAGGUACAUGACCUCUAGCUCUUUUUAGCUUUUUCGCAAACCCGAAUUUUAUUGAUCGAGUUUUGAUCAGUUUGGUUAGAGAUGUGAA